This is a messenger RNA of Megalobrama amblycephala (Wuchang bream), 4871 nucleotides long. RefSeq names its product ataxin-1-like. The record is from RefSeq and is a predicted model, not a curated record. The transcript is spliced from 3 exons. Gene Ontology annotation, cellular component: nucleus. NCBI's taxonomy places the organism in Eukaryota, Metazoa, Chordata, Actinopteri, Cypriniformes, Xenocyprididae. The coding region runs from base 2224 to 3966 and encodes 580 amino acids. Gene Ontology annotation, biological process: negative regulation of transcription by RNA polymerase II; nervous system development. Gene Ontology annotation, molecular function: RNA binding; protein binding.
UUUCAUUUUAUCAAAUAUAAGCUUUCCACAUUGUGUAUGUUCCUCAGGGGUUGCACUAAAAGCAUAAACAGUAAACAAAAUAGGGCCCCGCGCAUAGGGGGUUGCUGUGUGAGAUUUUGCUGUGCAAUAUAUUAUAUCCUCAAAACGCAUUACCUGCUUUGCCUGACCCGUAGCUAUGCCUCUGCCUAUCAUCCGUUAUUUCCACGACUUGAUCAAGUCAUUCUUCUAUAAACUUCAUUGCAUUUAGCCAUGCCCCUUGUAUUGAGCUCUUUUGGACUGCACAUUUGACUCACAUCAUGUUCUUUCAAUGAAAUCUUUAAAACGCACUCACCCUAUAGCUUGGUGACCCGAACAUUACAAUUAUUUUUUACAUUUACUACAAUACACUUAGAUACACAGCAUUUUUUUUUCCUGUGCGGGUACAACAUCAGACGUGCGCAGCUUAGAAGGAGCAGUGGGCGUAAGUCUUUUUGUAUGCUUUGGUGGUCAAAACUGAGGUUAUGUGGUCUUCAAGCAGAGAAGGCUUGUCGGCUUGCCUAUGAGGCAUUUGGGUUGUCUUUGGUAUUUGAGCUUAUUCUACAAGGAAUGUGGCUUCUUCAUUGGCAUUGGUUAAAGGUACUUGCUUGGAAGAUAUUGGCAUGAGGCUGGUCCUCUCCAAAUACUUUUGUCAGAUUUGUAGGUUCAUUCUACGGGACGAACGUAAAUCAUAUGUAUAUGGUUUUUUUUUUGUUUCUUUUUGCAUUUGGUUUGUAUGGUGCAUCAAUGUGUGCUUGCUACACAGGUUAAGUAAUUUGGCAGCAAAAGUUCAUAUGGUGUGAUGUUAUAUAAAUUGUUACCAUUUCACUCAGCAUUGAGUAGCAACAAAAGGGAACAUUACCUGAGUGAGAACGCUCAUGCCUCUUUGCAGAAACUCUGAGGUGAUGAUGCCAAGCAGAAACUUAGAAGAAGGUUAUGACGUAGCACCUCUGUGGCAUCGGUUUAGCACCAUCAGCCAAUGAAUUGGUGUAAUUCUAUGGGACUUCAGACCAUGUGACCACUGGUUUCCAUCACACAAGUGUCUCAUUAACACUUAGGGAACUAGGGUUACAUAGUAACCAAGACAUUUCUCAGCUUCCUCAUUCCAAUCCAAUUCAAUAAAGGAUUUUGAUUCAGUAGGUUUUCGGUGUGUGAGGCUACCCACAACAAAAUGUCUCUCACUGUUUGACAGAAACUCAGAUGAAUAUGCAAGAAACUGUAUUUUUCUUUUGCACACCUGGUUAGAACAUUUCAGUUACUUGGUUAUUAUUCACACCAAACUUCAGUUAUGUAACACAAUGCAGUCAGAUGUGUUCUAUGGUCAGAACACACCUAUAAAGAAAUUACCAGUAAAUAUGUCUAAAAGCAACACUAAUCACCACAAUGGUGACUUCUAAUGAAACAGCUAUGCUCAUGAUUAUUCCACAAUGCAACGUAAUAAAUUUGAAAAUUUGUUGUUAUGCCAGAAAAUGACCUAGUGAUUUCACGGUAUAAUGUAGUUUAUUUAUGAUCAGAAAGUCUUCUAAAAUCCUGGUCAUUGUUUACAGUCUAAUGAUGUGCUUGAAACCAGAGCAUAUAUCACUAUCUAUCUACAUACUUAUCACGUAUGUAAAUGCAUAUGCUCAGAGCUGAGAGUGUGUGUUCGAGAGCGAUAGGAUGAGUAGGAGUGUGUGUAAUUACCCGUCUGUUACUGCAUGUGUGUGUGUUUAUCCCUUUCACAGUGAGUAAGGCGAGUGGGCGACAGCAGCAACUGGUCUGCCUGUGUGUUGUUGCACAGCAGACAUGCCUCACACUGCACGAUAUUACUCAUUUCCUUAGCCUUGUGUACAUGCACACACACACGCACAAACUCUCACACUUUUUCACAGUCAGCCUCGCAGCCCUUUCGACAUGGUGUGACACCACAAUUUGCCUGUAGAUUUGCACACACCGUUGCCUUAGUGGUGUGUCUGUGUGUGUGUGUGUGUGUGUGUGUGGAAGAGAUGCAGGUGUGAUGGACUGCAGGAGUAAGUGGCGUCACACGGAUAUCUGCUCAGCACACCCCAUCAAGGUCAGUCGCAUCAGGUGAGUGGGAGUUCUGAACGUGGCCGUGUGUGACACGUUGCGUGCGUGAUGCUGAUCAGCAGAAGAAAAUGUCUCUCUCCUAGCCCCUUGUUUUCCCCAGCCCAUGUAACCUAGUGUGGCCCAGAAGGCCCGGGGGAUUGUCCCAUGAAUCCAAGCCCAGACCGCAGCAAGGAGUGUCUCCCCCCAAAAAAGCGGGAGUCCCGACAGGGCUCGUCAGAUCAACAAGCCCCAGAGGAUGACUUCAAACCCCCUGCCCCUUUCCGAAGCCGAAGGCAGCAUCACUCCACCGAGGGUCACAGAGAGAGUGGGGAUCUUCUACCACCCCCUCCCCCCAUGCUGCCACCUCUUCCUCUGUCGUUGCCUUGGCAGGUGUCCUAUACCCCCUCCAUGCAUCACUCGUACUUGCCGGUCCAGGUGGGAGAGCGGCGAGGGUCAUCUUCGGCAUCCUGGAGAGAGCCAUUGUGUGGGCGGGGUAUGGAUGGAGGACUGGAGCAUACCAUUCCCCACCACUCUCGCUGGCUGAGCAGUGACAUCCCCCCCAUUAGUGUUCAACCACUCAUCUCUGUGCCCACGUUCAAGAGUGUCUACACAGCCGAGUCCAGGGAAAUGUGGUCCUACGGCCCCAGUCGGCGGGACUAUAGCUCAUCUCUCUUCUCCCCCCAUCUCUUUCCACAACCUACAGUUUAUCCCCAUGACACCCUCCCUGACAGCAGACUCAGGUACCAAGGCAGACGGCCCAAUGGUGUUGAUAGCCCAGACAGCAGGUCUGGACCUAGCAGAAGGUUGCCCUCUUGUGAUGACUAUGGGAACGACAGUGUAACCAGAUUGGAUAGUCCACAUGCCAAUGGCAGGAGAAGACAGGAGAAUACAUCAAGACAGACCCUUGGAAGAGGCCUUCUGCCACGAGAGAACACAAGUUCACAUUCCUCAUCGUGGGACAGGGACCGUCGGGGAACACCCAAAGCUCCAAUGCCCCCCUCAUCAGACACAAAAACAGGAAAGGCAAUUACUUCUCAGGACCAUUUUGGUGUUAGUGCCUCUCAGGCUGGAGCUCAGAUCUACUAUGCUCUGGGGUCCCUUUGCCCUUCUGCUCAGCAGAACCCUCAUGCAUAUCCACAACUUAGUCCUUCUGUGUCCUGUUCCCCAAGGAAUUCCCAGUACUCCCUGCAAAGCCAACAAAACAGCCAUGGGGUUGAGACAGAAUGGGAUCCCUCUGCAGGGUCCUACCGCCCUCCUGUCGCUGUGCUCACUGGCCCUGACCCACCCCCUUCUGCAGUCCUACCUCAUUUUGCCAAAGGUUCCCUGAUUGAGCUGGCCGGUGGCCAUCUGAAGAGGGUGGAGGAGCUGAAGACGGAGGAUUUCUUACGCAGUGCUGACACCUUGCCUGAGUUUCACCUGAGCACCUGCACUAUUCUGUUAAUCUCGCCAGGACCCACUUAUGGCUUCAACCACUUGCAGGUCUUACUCACAGACCGCAACACUCAGGAGCUACUCACAGUCUUAGCAGAGUAUCCGUUUUUCGUCCGGGACCGCGGCUGGUCUUCCUGCAGUCCCCAGCGGAGCGCCCAGCUGUACGGCCUGCAGUGUCGUCAGCUCAGCACCGGUGACGUGUGUCUGGCCCUGACUCCCACACCUACUUCAAGCACUCAGGUGCAGCGUGCGCACAUACGUGCAGGGGCUGCGGUGGAGCAGUGCGAAGAGAUGGCAGAGAGGAUGCCCCCUCCGUCUGCACCUCCGUCUACCCCAGUGCUCCAGCCUUCUUCUUCUAAUUCGAUAAGCGAGAGACCCCGCACCCGCAAGAGACGCUGGUCCGCCCCUGAGCUGGAGCCAGGAAGCAAGACUAGCACCCAUUUACCUCAAGGCUCUAAGCUCGAGAGACGGCAGUAAUGUUUCUAAUCGACUUCACACCACAGGAAGGUUUAGCAACUGAUUAUUGGUGACCUCAUCGAUAUAGUGGAUUAGCUAGUAAAACUGGUCUUCUGUUAAAUAUGAUUUCAGAAUGUAGAACAACAUGCUAGCAAAUCCCAAAAUGCACAAUGAGACAAUCAAAAAUCACUUAUUUGUGAUGCCUCGCACCUUUUAGUUAUGCUAAUCUCAAGCCUCUUUCUGCAGGGUAUUUUUUUUAAUCAGUAUUAUAACAAACCAAUACUACUGGAUGGAAAAAAAGACAAAGUACACAAUUAUGGGAAUAUAUCAUAACAAGUGUUCUGUGAAUAUGCUAAAAGAAAUAGUCUACUGUUAUUUUCGUAAUGCAGUCUUGUUUCAUGCUUAUGAACUGCGUUCGUACCUUCAGUCUAGCAGGCAAGCUGAAUGUAUUAGCAGCCUUCAGCCAAGCUUUCAGUGUGGGGUCAAUAUGCUAGUUCACUUUAGCAUUAUACACUCCAGCCUGUUCUUACCCAGGGAAGAGACACUAAUGAUGGAAUGAAACCAAACUCACACAAGACCCUGGGCCUGGUGUUUUUAAAGAGAGAUGGUGCUAAUGACAUCAGAAAAGUCCUCUGGUGAUUUGUGGGUUUCCCUUUGACCUUUCCUUGUGACUGAGAGCAGGGAAAAAUGACAGAAAUCUAGUGUUUUGAACUCAGAUACGGGUAUAUCUACUCUUGAUUAAGCACACUCUAUCACUUUAUUUUUCUCUGAUUUAUUUUUUGUUGUUGUGGUUUCUCAAAUAAUAUUUGCUGUUAGUUUUUUUUUCUUUAUAAAUGUUCUAAAAUGCUCUAAAAUUGUAUAUUUUUAAAGUUGUGAGACUGUAAUACAAUGUUCGCUAGAAAUAAAAGAAUGGCUUUUUAGAUUUA